AUGACUCUUAUCAGGACAAAAGUAAAUUUGAAAGCUUUAAAGAAAAAAGCACAGAGCACAUUACAAACUGAGGUUAAACACUGCAAUUCGUGGAAAGAGUUAUUUAAGAAUAAACUCAGUUCUAAGGAUGAUGAGUUAAACGAUUGCUUUACAAAGAAUCAACAAAUAUCCGGAUCAUCAAUUCCUUCCACAAGUCUUCCCACCUCAUGCUUAAACCUGACUUCCGGUAUUCAAGAGAUUCAACUUCCAAAUGGAAAUCCAUAUUAUGUGCUAUGCGAUUCGGAUGGUUGGAUGAUUAUUCAGCGGCGCAUCGAUGGAAGUCAAGACUUUAAUAAGACCUGGCAGGAAUAUGUGGAUGGAAUUGGAGACAUUCAUGGGGAGUUUUUUAUGGGAUUGGAAAAUCUGCACCUAAUUACCAAUGCAACACGUCAACAGUUGAAUAUUUCGAUUAAAACUGAUUAUUCCAGAACAAGAGUUGCGGAAUAUGAUGACUUUAGGAUUGGAAAUUCAGAAUCUCUAUAUGAAUUGGAAUCAAUCGGAAAUUUCACGGGAGAUGAGUAUAUUAUAAAUGCCUUACAACAUCAUAUAAAAAGGCCAUUUUCAACAUAUGAUAGAAAGUCUCCUGAUUUGGAAACUGAAAUGGGAGGCUGGUGGUACUCGGAUGUAGACGAUUAUUGCUAUCUAAAUGCGCCCCACACUGAUGCUGGUUACAGUGAGGUCUACUGGAGAUAUGUUGUAGUGAAUGCUGUAACAAUGGCAAUUCGCCCCUACCUUACCGAACAUUAAAGAGCCUCUGCUUAUUAUCCUAU
This is a messenger RNA of Drosophila albomicans, 809 nucleotides long. RefSeq names its product ficolin-1-A-like. Lineage: Eukaryota; Metazoa; Arthropoda; Insecta; Diptera; Drosophilidae. The record is from RefSeq and is a predicted model, not a curated record. The coding region runs from base 1 to 786 and encodes 261 amino acids. The transcript has 2 exons.